AUGAAAGAAAGUAUAAAGAUAUUAUACAUACAUGGGUUUCACGCUUUUGGAGAAAGCAAGAAGAAAAAAUUAAUUGAAAAAGCUGUUGGAAAAAAAAAUUUAAUGAUAGCCGGUAUAAACCAAAAGCGCAGCAUUAGCUCGUUUUUAAUAUUCCUUUUGUUUGUAGUAUGUGUUAUGUUAUUUAACAUUUAUGUUUCCUACCAAUUCUCGGAUCUUAUUUUUUUUGUGACAACCAUUAUCUUAUCGGUUAUUAUAAUAAUAGUUAUAUAUUUUAUUGGGUCCCAUCUUAUUCUUUAUUAUAUUAUGAAAAAAUCAAUAAAACAAGCAGAGCAAAAAGUACUAAUGUAUGAUCCUGAUGUUGUUGUUGGAAUUUAUUUUGGAGCUGUUGUAGCUAUGAAUCUUAAUUAUAGAAAUGGGAAAAAGCCUCUGAUCCUUGUAUCUCCCUCUGUUAAAACGUUUCAAAAAUUUACACAUAAUCUAGAAACUGAUUUAUCUACAUUUCCAUAUGUAAUAAUUGUCAAUGGAUCUAAGGAUACCACAACACCCAUGAGUGUUUGCGAUGAAUUAAUAUCUACAGUCCCCUUAGGGAAAGGGAGACUAGAAAUUGUCGAGGAUGAUCAUUCUUAUUCAAAGUUGAAAGAAGCUGAUUUUAAAGCGUGGAUCAAUGAAGCGAAAUAUAAACCUUCUACAUUAAUAGUUAAUGUAGCAAAAAAAUUAAAAAAUGAACAAAUGAACAAAAAAAUUAAGAUAAGCACGGAUACCCUUAGUGAAGCCUCUUCGUUCGAAAAUGACGAUAUUAAGGAAGAUGACCCCUUGGUGUGA
Messenger RNA from Plasmodium malariae, 822 nucleotides. Its product is annotated as conserved Plasmodium protein, unknown function. The transcript has 5 exons. The record is from RefSeq and is a predicted model, not a curated record. The coding region runs from base 1 to 822 and encodes 273 amino acids. NCBI's taxonomy places the organism in Eukaryota, Apicomplexa, Aconoidasida, Haemosporida, Plasmodiidae.